Messenger RNA from Anopheles merus, 7266 nucleotides. RefSeq names its product adenylate cyclase type 3 (gene Ac3). The coding region runs from base 981 to 4604 and encodes 1207 amino acids. Gene Ontology annotation, biological process: adenylate cyclase-activating G protein-coupled receptor signaling pathway; cAMP biosynthetic process; intracellular signal transduction. The transcript has 19 exons. Gene Ontology annotation, cellular component: plasma membrane. Gene Ontology annotation, molecular function: adenylate cyclase activity. The record is from RefSeq and is a predicted model, not a curated record. NCBI's taxonomy places the organism in Eukaryota, Metazoa, Arthropoda, Insecta, Diptera, Culicidae.
GUGAAGUUUGCCAUCCUUGGACGUGUCCGUGUCCGGUGCUGUGUGACCAGCUCGCAACACACACAUACAAACACCGAGCCUCCCACCCCAUACUGUGUGUCUGUGCGCGUGUAUGUGUGCGUUUCUAGGCUAGCGGUGGUGCUCCUGGUCUGCAUGUGGACGGAAGGCAUGCUCGCAACAGCUCAAAACGACUGGCAGUGGCUGGUGUACGGGGGAACAGCAUAAAAACUAAAAACAUUUCAACUAACAGCAGACCAUCGGACCAGCGAGCAACCACGCGAGCGUCACAGCAAAGGCUCGGGCACGGGAUGGGAUGGAUUCUGCCACAGUGACAAACAUGUGAUCCCGUUUAUCAAACACCGAAGAGCGGAACAUCGCAAGCUCAUCGUCAUCCGGGCCAACACAGGGACAGGAGAACUCGCCGUGUCGCCGUCGACCUGGUCGAUGAUGAUGUAGCAGUGGCGAUGGCAUCGCAGCAACGAUAGAAGCAAACACACAACACUAACGCGCUCCGACCGCCCCGGAACAUUCGUUAGCAUUAUCAUCAACAUCAUCGCCAGCCGUGCUCUGUGUUUGUGUGUGUGUGUGUGUGUGUGUUUAUGUAUCCGUGUCCGUGUGUGUGAGAGAGUGUGUGUUGGAUCCACAAGUCGACAGUCGAUCAUUUCACCUUCUUGCAAGUGAAUACGGUGGUAGAAAGAGAGAGAAAGAGCAUAAAAUCAUUCUGUGCUGUGCAUCUUGCGCUCGAUACUUGCAAGCGAAUCAAAGCAACCCACGUGUGGCAAAGUGAGUGCGUGUGUGUCUGAGUGAUUCGUGUUGGUAAGCUGUCUGUGCGACGGUUGAAAGGGCAUUGUUUUAAAGUGAAAUCGAAACAAAAAAGAAACGAAAUAGACGCACCCUCCGUGCGCCGUGCGAGUGGAUCAGUGAAAAGUGUAAGUGUGUAAAAAAGGGUACGCAAAAUUUCAACCAACAACCAACACACGAUGGACGGCACGAUUGCGACGACGGUCGGUAUCAAUCAGCCCGGCACCGGUGGCGUGCUGCUGCCCGAUGCCGUCCUCGACAAGCUGUACCAGAGCUACGCGCUGAAGCAGAAGCGGGUCGCGUUCGCCUGCUAUCUGAUCGCCUCGAUCCUGUUCGACGUGUGGGCCAUCGCGGUACCGCAAGGGCAGAGCGUCGAGAGCAUAGUCGUUACCAGCGUGUUCCUCACCAUCAACAUCGUCCUGGCCAUCGUGCUGCGCUUCUGCGGGCGGGGCCGUUUCCGCGGCGUCAUAUGGGAAAUUGCACCGCACCUCGCGUGGCUGCUCGCCAUUAAGCAGCUCUUCCUGCAGCUCUUUCUUAAAGGCUCGGUAACGCCCAGAGAUUCGCUCGGCUGGGCGGUGCUGCUUAAUUUUUUAGUGUACGUCACCCUGCCAGUGCUGCUGAAGUACACGGGGAUACUGCUUGGGCUCGGGUCGUUCGCCACCUACGUCAAUGCCAUCAUCGGACUGGCCAAGAAGGAAAACUAUUUUUGGGAACAGCAAGUGGCCAACAUACUGCUGCUGAUCGCUGCUACCCUCAUCGGGCUGCUGUGCUACUUUCUGGCCGAGGCAAAGCAACGGCGCGCUUUCCUGGAGGCGAAGCAGGGCCUCGAGGUGAAGAUGCUGAUCGAGGAGCAGUCAGCCGAGCAGGAGCGGCUGCUGCUUUCCGUGCUACCCGAACACGUCGCGGUCAAGAUGCGACAGGAUCUCGGUUCGACCAACUCGGAGCAGUUCAAGAAAAUCUACAUGAGUCGCCAUGAAAACGUCAGCAUUCUGUAUGCAGAUAUUGUCGGUUUCACGGCCAUCUCGUCCACCUAUUCGGCCCAGGAUCUGGUGAAGAUACUCAACGAGCUGUUCGCCCGCUUCGACCGUCUGGCUGAGAAAUAUCAGCAGCUGCGAAUAAAAAUUCUCGGCGACUGUUACUACUGCAUCAGCGGGGCGCCGGUCGAGCGGCCGGAUCAUGCCGUCCUCUGCGUGCACAUGGGCCUGUCGAUGGUGAAAGCGAUCAAGUACGUUCAGCAGAAGACAAACUCACCGGUGGAUAUGCGCGUCGGAAUACACACCGGGGCGGUGCUGGCCGGCAUCCUCGGCCAGCGCCAGUGGCAGUUCGACGUCUACUCGAAGGAUGUCGAGUUGGCGAACAAGAUGGAAUCGAGCGGCAAGGCAGGCCGUGUCCAUCUGUCGGAGAAAACGCUCGGCUUCCUGAACGGGGAGUUCGAAGUGGAGCCGGCCUUCGGUGAAAAGCGCGAGGAAGCGCUCCGGAUAGCGGGCCUCAAGACGUACUUCAUCACGAGAGUGCUGAAACCGUUCUGCCCGUCGGAGCACAAAAAUGGUUCAGCCGAUCCGAAGGACGUGGUCAUCGAACCGGACGGACCGUCCGAGAUCUUGCGCGAAGACGAGGAUGACACAAAGCCGGUGAAUGGUGCAAACGCGGGAGACGAACCAUCGACGCCCGGCACGGAUGACAAAACGGAUCCACUGGAGGACGACACGCAGGCAUCCGAGGACUACAAGAUGCGCCUCCGCAAAGAGCUCGUCAGCCGGGACGGGCACAGCGAAAUCAGCAAGGAUACGACCAUCUUCCUCACGUUCAACGACAAGACGCACGAGACGGCCUACAACGAAUACCGGGAGCCGCACAGUGCGGUACCACUGCUGGCCGCCCUGCUGGUGCAGUUCGUCGCCAUCCUGUACGCUCUGCUGGUUCUACCAAGGACGGCGGUGCACUUCGAAAUUGUGAUACCGCCUCUAGUGAUCAUUUUCGUGAUGGUAUUCAUCUCCGUCGCCGAAAGCCUAACCGGGAUUCUGCCGGCAUUCAUCACUCUAAACAGCAAACGAUACAACGAUAGUACCAGCUUACGGAAGUCUACGGCCAUCAUUAUCGUCCUGCUGCUGGGCGUUUCGAACGUGAGCGACAUGCUGGCAGCGUCGCACCGGACACCGCUCAGCCUGAACAUCACGAACGUGUCGUUCGCCUCGACCGAGAUGGAACCGGCGAGCGUCUGCCUGUUCCCGUCGUACUUCAGUAACUAUACCGUUUUAAUACUAAUUGCCACCUCAAUCAUAACGCAAUUAUCGCAUCUCAGCAAAAUUUUAUUAAUGAUCAUCAUAACCGCGAUCCAUUGCUACGUGAACAUCUUCCACCUGGACGAAGCGUUCCGGAACGAGGACUUUGGCAUUAUGAACGUCUUUCCGCUACGCUACACUCUAUCCGCGCUGCUGGUCGCCGUAACGAUAGCGCUUUCAUUCCUGGCCCGACACAUCGAUAAAGUAGAUCGUGUAAUAUUCAUGUGGAAGACGGAGGUGAUCGACCAGAAGGAGAAGGCGAGCGAUAUGAGGCGCCGGAACGAGGCGCUCGUGUACAACGUCCUGCCGAUGCACGUCGCGGAACACUUCAUGGGCAACCGGAAGCGCUCGCACGACGACCUGUACUCGCAGAGCUACGCCGAGGUGGGUGUCCUGUUCGCUAGCAUGCCCAACUUUUCCGACUUCUACUCGGAGGAAACGGUGAACAACCAGGGGCUGGAGUGCUUGCGCUUUCUCAACGAGGUCAUCUCCGACUUCGAUGCGCUGCUGGAGCUACCCCAGUUUCAGGACAUUAUCAAAAUCAAAACGAUCGGCUCCACGUACAUGGCGGCGAGCGGUCUCAACCCGUCCCGCAUCGUCAAACCGGACGAUCCGGUGUCGGUCCGGUGGGCCCACCUGGCACUGCUGGUAGAGUUUGCGCUCGAGCUGAAGAAAGCGCUGCAGGGCAUCAACGAGCAGUCGUUCAACCAUUUCGUGCUGAAGAUGGGCGUCAACCAUGGGCCGAUUACGGCGGGCGUGAUUGGAGCGCGCAAACCCCACUACGACAUCUGGGGCAACACGGUAAAUGUGGCGUCCCGAAUGGAAAGCACGGGCAAGGCCGGCGCCAUCCAGGUGACGGAGGAAACCUGCCAGAUACUGCAAACCUUCGGCUACACGUUCGAGCAGCGCGGGCUCGUCGCGGUCAAGGGCAAGGGACAGCUGAUGACGUACUACCUGCAGGGGAAGGUACCGCGACCGACGGGACCGACCGCGUCGCCGAUCCUGCAGAACCUGACCGCGAUGGAGACGGUCCAGGAGGUGGACGAAUCGAAGGAAAGCCCGCCGGCACUGGCACCUCCACCCGGCGAUGGAGCGUCACCCGCCCACCAGCUGCACUCGGUGUCGAGCCCGAGCACGGCCAGCCCGAACAGUGUGCGGCUGAAUCAGGAGUACGUGGAGAUGAAGGCAUCGAGCGCGUCGACGGCGAUGCUGCAGGAAAGCAGCAGCAGCAGCAUUAGCAACAACACCACCACCACCAGCACGAAGCUUACGGUUGUGUCGGAGAAGACGACCACCAUUUCGAGUACGAGCAGCACCAGCUCGACCACGGUUGAGACGAGCGUCAGCAAAACGGCCCAAUCGAGCGUCCGAUCGUCGAGUCUGUUCAAUGGCGGUGAGGCAACGCCGGCCGACGAGAGUGACGCCCAAACGCCACUGCUGGAGGGUAAGAACAGUACCAACGCUAGCUCGCACCAUUUCGGCGAAGGUGAAAAGGAUGCACUGCUGGAGAAUGGCUCCUAAAGAGGGGGAAGGGAAGAACCCAUCAAAACUCCUUCUUUUUUCGGAUAAUCGUGUAGAAUAGUGUUUAAGCUUUAAUGUUGGAAAACGAACGAGGGUCUGAGGGUAAAUCGAGGUUGUAGGUACAGUGAUCUCAGAGAGAGAGAGAGAGAGAGAGAGAGAGAGAGAGAGAGAGAGAGAGAGAGCAGUGGAAAUCGCUUCAGCAAUUAAGUGUAGCCCGGGUACACCAACCUAUGGUACCAAAGCGUGUUGAGUUUUAUGUGUUUUGCUUUUGUGAAGAAUGCAACGUGUUUCGUUAGGUAUGGUUAGCUAAAUCUAUUAACUAGUCAAAGCGCAUCAUUUAUUGAGAGUAUUGUUUGUUAAGGGGAAGGGUGAACGUUUAGCUUAACCGCUUUUGUACGUAUUAAAACACGGAAAACUUCGUUACAAUUGCAACGUACCAGCGCAUGGCUACGUGGGACUCAUUGAAAGGAUCUUGUGAAACAAACGAUUUAAAAGACUGCCAGAAACUGAUAUACAUACGUUACGUUAGUUAUGGUCUGCCCCAUCGCGUGAAGUACUUCAAUACAAUCAUUCAUUAAAUAGUUUUAUGCCCAUUUUAUAUGCCCCAAUAUAUUUCGAUUAAGUUGCUUUACGCACGAGUGGUGCUUAGUUUACUCACCUGAUACUAAUGUACACACACACGCUGGGCUGUGUGUGUGUGUGCGGAAUGCAUUCCACCGAAGAAGAAAACACCGUACGAGACACGAGAUAUAUUAGAUUUAUUAAACAACAAAAACGCACAUUUAAAGGUUGUUUUUGGUGGAUUUUGUUUCCUUGCAGCAGCAGUGGAGCCGUUUUACGUAACGAAAUGUGGAAAGAACAUAUCUUAUUGCAUGAAACGAAGCCGAUGAAGAGGAAAAUGUAACCGAUCAAUUCAAGAGUCAGAUAAUAGAAAGAAAAAAAAAGAUUAUUUACUAUAAUGAUAUUUUAAAACAAACUCUUGCGUAGGAAAAAAGCCGAUACAUUGGGUUUGGUUCGUCGCACAAAGUGAAGAAACAUUUAAACUGAAAGUACGUUGCGUAUGCUAUUUUUUCUGACACAAUAUGAUGAAAGCAACAAAAAAAAAAACAGAAGUAAAAUAUUUAAAAACGAAACAAAAACAACACAAACACCAGUUUUCAAUGGAAAAAAAAGAAAAUAUAUAACAAAUUCGAUUAGUAACAAAACAAAAAUUGGCAAUAAAAUUGUAGACACAAUUGUAGAGAUUGGCGCGCGCGCGCGCGACACGAGACAAGAGGAUGAGGAAAGAGAAGAGAAACAGUGUAACACUAGUAGCGUUCAUUCAAUGUGAUUAAACACGCAUCGACUCACUAAUUAUGGUGUACUCCUUUUUGCGCUUCAUACCGAGAUGGAAAAUUGUGUCUAUAAAUAUAGUGAAGAAAAAAAGUUGAAACAUUUCGCAAAAGUGAUAAAGAAGAGGAAAAAAUUUACCGAAAGAGAGAGAAGAAUAUACAUAAGAACAAGUAGCAGAAGUAAGAGAAAAAACAAGAAAAAUAAAACAGCAAAAAACAGCAAAGAGUGAACAAAACUGUGUGUGCAUUAGAGAGAAACAACCCCAAAACAUAACUCAUUAAAGGAAAAGAAGCAACACAAGAAAUCAUCCAUUUAGACAACAUACCAAUUUGAUGUGUAUUAGAGAACAAAGCUUAAACAAACAAACAAACAAACAAAAAAGUCGAUACUACUACAGUAAAACAAAACUCACUUCAAAAAACCCAUGACAACCAUAUAAACAAGUAAGCUAAACCGUUGGUAAGUGUGUGUGUGUGCGAUGGUAUUUCUUCUCUGCAGGAAGUAAUGUGAACGCGAUAGCAUUAGAAAUUCGUUCUCAAAUACUAAAUGGAACAGAACAAAACACAAGCAAGCAAACAAACAAUCCUGUUUAUAAAGCUGAAGUAUCAAUACUCCUUUAUUCCAAGAGAGUGUGUGUGAGUGUGUGUCUGUGUUAACUUGUUUCUUCAGCGUCGGUUUUGAUGGUGAGGUAAUAAAAAUGGCGAAGGAAAUAGUGUCAUAGUAGUAGCAGUAGUAGCAAAGAAGAUAUUCCAUAGCAGAAAGAGCACACUGAUCGAUAAGAGACAGAGACUAAACACCAAACGGUGUCUGCCCUUGAUCAUCUGCUUCUACCCAGUACACACGUAUACAGCUUUUCUUUUUUACUACUACUUAUUGAAGAUUUAAGAUGUUUUAUACUCCCUACCACUGUGUCACUGUCACCUGUGCCGCUGCAUAGCACACUAGCAAACAGUAACACAAAACAAACUUAUGUACAAACUCGUUCCCCACUAUGCCCCUCACCAACACUCACUCACACGCACACACUCAUACAGUAGCGCGCAUGUGCAUCGGUUAGCUUCAUGACUUAUGUUAAGAAAACCGGUACGGUACCGUCGUACUAGAGAAGAAACCCUAAGUAGAUUAGUUUGUGUGGGGUCAACCCUUUUUGCUCUGUGUAAAGAAGAAGGAGAAGUAGACGAAGAAGAAACACUCCGACCCUGGUAGUGGAGGGCGAGUAAAACUCCCACUGAAACGAUCUCCCGCCCCCUCCCGGGCAUCGUUCCAGCCCACUCUCUGCCACGGUGAUGAUGCUAAUGCAGUAAAAUAAAAUCGCUGAAUGAAAAACCCA